Molecule: messenger RNA, 1574 nt
Organism: Candoia aspera
Lineage: Eukaryota; Metazoa; Chordata; Lepidosauria; Squamata; Candoiidae
Gene: FOXS1
Product: forkhead box S1
Exons: 1
Coding region: 83-1549 (488 amino acids)
Biological process (GO): regulation of transcription by RNA polymerase II; cell differentiation; anatomical structure morphogenesis
Molecular function (GO): DNA-binding transcription factor activity, RNA polymerase II-specific; RNA polymerase II cis-regulatory region sequence-specific DNA binding
Source: RefSeq, a predicted model, not a curated record
ACGGCCCCCUCGCCCGCCCGGAGGCCGGACCGCAGCAGAAUUUAAACCGAGCGGGGGGACGGGUUCCGGCAGCCGAGAGACGAUGCAGCGCGACUAUCCUGGCCCGGCCCCGGCCUCUCCCCGGCCCGUCCUGCCCCGGGUCUGCGAGGUGGCCGCCGGGGGCGGGCAGCUGGCCGCGGGGCUCCCCGGCUACCCCCGCUGCCUCCCGGAGCCCUGUCCGGGCGCUCGCCCGCCGGCCGCGGAGGCCACCAAGCCGCCCUACAGCUACAUCGCCCUGAUCACCAUGGCCAUCCAGAGCAGCCCCGAGAAGCGGGUCACCCUGAGCGGGAUCUACCGCUUCAUCACGGGGCGCUUCGCCUACUACCGGGACAACAAGCAGGGCUGGCAGAACAGCAUCCGCCACAACCUGUCGCUCAACGAGUGCUUCGUCAAGGUGCCCCGCGAGGACAAGAAGCCCGGCAAGGGGAACUACUGGACGCUCGACCCCGACUGCUACAACAUGUUCGAGAACGGGAGUUUCUUGCGGCGGCGGCAGCGUUUCACCCGCAAGCGGGGCCCUGCCCAGGCCUCGGGGGACGGUAAAGGGCCCAAGAGGGGCCCCCGAAGCAGGCCCCCGACAGCUGGCCAGGUGUUCGGAGGAAAGGCCAUCAAAGAGGAGGAUGGCCUGUCGAGGGCAGCUCCCUCCAGACGGCGCCAGGGCUCCAGCCAGGCAGCACUCAGCCCUGAGGAAGCCUUGCCAUCAAGGCCACCUGCAGGCAGGGAGGAGGGCCGAGACCCAGCCCUUCCUUGCCCAGAGCCCCUCGGCCUGGGCAGCCUGCCCUGUGCCAAGAUCGACCCCUUGCCAGCCAAGCCACCGUGUCUCCAUCUGCAGGCGGCGCUGGGGUCCAAAGCUCGCCUUUACAGCCAGCCACUGGGCUUCCCUCUUCCGGAAGAUGAUUCCCGGGAGAAAGGGGUCCUUCUGGACAAUGUUCAGGAUGGCCAGCUGGUCCCCCUUGCAGAGGGCUUGCCCCCCCGGCCCAGUCCAGAGCUCAAGGGAAGCGUGCAGAACGGCCCCCAUGCUUCCCAGGGUCCCCCCAAGCCAGGGCAAGAAGGCAAGGGGGUGCCCCACACGUUUGGCCAGCUGGCACCCUCCUUCCCAGCCCUUCUGGGCCCCAGCAAAGCCUGCCAGCCCAGCCACCGGCAGCCAUCACCCAGCGGCCUGCCCGCCUUCGAGGGCAGCGAGGGUUACACCAAGGCCUCCAUCCUGCCUGUCUUCAGCUCGCUCGGCUACUCCGACCCGGAGGCCCGGGGUGGGGGGUACCAGUGUCGCCUGCAGGCCUUGAAUUUCUGCGUCAACGAAGCUGGGCACGGGCCCACCUUGGAACACCUUUUGACGGCCCCCCCGGCUGCCAGCUCUUCGGCUCCCAUCCAGCCUCCCCCCUUUGUGCAGCUGCCCGCGGAGCAGGAGGCCUGGCCCGGGAGCCCCUUCUCCCUCCAAGGCGGCAGCAGUUAUCAGCUGGGGCUCCCCCACUGCCUCUACAGGACUCCAGGCAUGUUCUUCUUCGAAUGAUGGGGAGGAACUGCACCAACCGAUG